Messenger RNA from Folsomia candida, 1082 nucleotides. RefSeq lists its product as uncharacterized. Lineage: Eukaryota; Metazoa; Arthropoda; Collembola; Entomobryomorpha; Isotomidae. The record is from RefSeq and is a predicted model, not a curated record. The transcript has 3 exons. Bases 133 to 927 code for a protein of 264 amino acids.
AAACCACUUAUAACCUCGGAACUUUAUAUCUGCAUGAACCGAACACCUGACUUUGUGCACAUUUUUUUACGUGCUUACAGAGAUCUCGGAUUGCAAGUUGUUUAGUCUUUUUUUUUGUUAAUUUUUGCUGCCAUGGAAAUUUAUUCCGUGGAUGAAAAUUUGCUCCACGGUUUAAUCGAGCAUGACGCUCUUCUCAUAGAAACCUUGUCGUUGCUGCAAGCUAAAAUUGUGGAAACUUAUAAUAAGACGAAUACCCCGAAAACGAUAGGAACUGGGAUCAAUUGUUUGGCGGCGGGGGCAAGUGUGGGGAGUAUUUUGGGGGGAAUGGCGUUAGCACCGUUGACCGCGGGGGUAUCGUUAGGCUUGGCGGUGGGAGGGUUGGCAGGAAUUCUAACUGGAACCGGGAUAAACGUAGCGGCCGACUUAUUUAAAGGGAAGAAACUAAAAGAACACUUAGCCCAAUUAAACCUCCUCGCAGAAGAGCAUGACCACCAGUUAAGGAAACUUGUCAAAGACCUAAAUUCCGGAAGUGAUCCACGAAAUGAAAUCUUAAUUGAAUAUCUUCUCAAAGAUUACAAAGUCAAUAGCAAAGAAAAAACCUUCUCGGCCAGAAAUCUCGCCACGGACGCGGUCACAUUGACGGGUCGAGUAGGAGUAGUUUUAGAUGCCAGAGAAGCCACCAAAAUUCCACAUGUCGUUAGUGAGAUCACUACAAAUUCCGCCUCCACCGGACUGGUCAUAACGGGGGCGGCGGUGUCUACCGGUCUCGCAGUGACUGGGGCAGUAGCAUCGAUAGGAUUUGCGGUGUGGGAUGUAGUUUCACUAAUUCGAAAAUGGGGCCAAACCCCGACUGCCGAUACCGUGGAGAAAUUACGAUUAGAAAUUGAAAAGGAGAGGGACUGGUUAAAGAAAUUUUUUAAUGUGUGAGUGAUGUCUGUAUAGAAACUGAAUAAUUGUGAUACGAUAUUGACAGGGUUUGCUAAAUACAUAAGUAUUAACAUUUUUAAUUAAAUAAUUUUAAAUGGAGAUUAAUUAAGUAAUUUAUAAACACAAACCCUAAAAUAAAAUAAAUUGCCUAAGUG